This is a messenger RNA of Puntigrus tetrazona (Sumatra barb), 2661 nucleotides long. It is a transcript of the gene c2h5orf22, whose product is annotated as chromosome 2 C5orf22 homolog. The coding region runs from base 107 to 1426 and encodes 439 amino acids. Lineage: Eukaryota; Metazoa; Chordata; Actinopteri; Cypriniformes; Cyprinidae. The transcript has 9 exons. The record is from RefSeq and is a predicted model, not a curated record.
GUGCACCACUUAUAGUGGUAUAUCAUAAACGUAAAUAGUCUUUCAAAUGCAGUUGUACUUUUAAAUCAAAAUAUACACUUAUUAAAAAACCCUUGUUUAAAAAAAAAUGAAGACGGCCCCUCAUAAACGCGUGUAUCCUAAACUGCCCGUGUGGAUCGUGGAGGACCAUCAUGAGGUGGUGAAACACAUAUAUCGUGCCAUUGGCUCGAAACAUAUUCCGAUGAAGGGCAUUAAAAUGGUCCAUUUGGACUCCCAUCCUGAUCUCCUCAUCCCUGUGAAUAUGCCUGCUGAUACGGUUUAUGACAAAGAGACUCUGCUCAGUGAGCUGAGCAUUGAGAAUUGGAUAAUGCCGAUGGUCUAUGCUGGACACGUAUCCCACGUAGCCUGGCUGCAUCCGUACUGGGCUCAGCAGAUCAAAGAAGGAGAUCAUUCUAUGUGUGUGGGCAAAGAUUCAUCCACGACCACCAUCAGGGUCACGAGCACAGACGAUUAUUUUUUGAGCGAUGCUCUGUAUGUUCCUCUGGAUCAGCUGGAAAACCCAAAAGAGUUUCAGCUAAACGUCAUUCGAGUGGAUCCCGUGGACGGUUCCCAGAAAAAGACACCUGAAAACGGGCGAAGUGGAGCUAAAUUACAUAAAUCAGCUGUAAAAGAGGACAAUAAAGAGCAGCUAAAAAGAGACACGGCGUGCACUUCCUCUUCUCGACCACCUGAUGACAGCACUGCGUCAGGAAACGGCAGUCGCACGGUCGUGAAAGCUGAUGAGGGGUCAACAAGCUGCAUCACAGAGCGCCUUUUAGCACUUAUAGAGCCGUCUGACCCUUUUGUACUUGACAUUGACUUGGAUUUUUUCUCCUGCAAGAACCCUUUCAAGGAGAUGUACACGCAGGAAGAGUACGCUCUCCUGCAAGAGUUAUACAGCUUUAGCAGGCCACAGCAGGAUUCAGAUGAGGAGGAGCUUUUAGAUUGUGUAGAGAGACGCACUCACCAACUUGAAGACCUGGAGGCUGCAUUUGCUGAACUAGUAGAGGAUGACAGCGACGAAACAGUUGAACGUUUAACAGCAAACCCAAGAAUGAAAUGUCUUGUCAGACUUGUGCACAGCCUUAAGAAUCGAACUCAGUCACCGGACUAUGAAAUGGUGCAUCAAGCAGGCUUGACCUGUGAUUACUCCGAGCUCCCUCAUCACAUCAGCAGCGAGGAGGAGAUUCAGCAAAUGAUCACGGCCGUGCAGCUCUUCCUGGAAGCCAUGCCCAAACCCACCAUAGUCACUAUAUCCAGAUCCAGUUUGGAUGAGUAUUGCCCAGCGGAACAAGUUGAUUCCAUCCAGAACUGUGUGCUGAACAUUCUAGAGUCCCUGUUUGGCUGCUUAGAUGUUCACAGAGAGUAUGAAUCAAUACCUUCACAGAGCACAUCACAGACCCCAUGAUAAGGAGGGGUUAAAUUCAGCAGCAGCUGCAGCAUGUUCUUUAACAGAGGCUGCUUUGAGAGGGUGGAUGAAGCAAAGCUUUUAAAAGCAUGCUGUGAUUUGCCAUGUACUCUGAUACUGCCUGCAUUGAGUGCAUAUAUAACAAUGAGACACAUGGAUGCGAAAUGGAAAAGGAAAUGAGUUUUCAAUUUAAGACAUUUUCUUCAAUGUAUUUUUGAAGUGCAUGCAUUCAAAAUAAGACAUGCUGAAACGCUGGGUAAUAUUUUUCUGUAUCGUCAACAAAAUAUUGCUUUAUUAGCACAGUAGAUUAAAAAAGACUUUCAUAUGAAUUCCGUGCUGCAGUCAUCCGUCCCUCACGUGUGCAGACUUCAGUCUGGCCAUAGCAGAUAUAUUUUCUUUUACAAGACUGCACACUUCCCUUCUUCCUGUGUGGCCCCUUGUGCCUCGGCUGUCUUUGUCUGAAGCCUGAGGCGUUUACCAAUUCAUCUGAGCUUUGUACGCGGCACCCUCCUUUAUUGCUCCAUGCCCGCAGACUUCUAAACUGCCCCGAAUAUGCCUGACCUGCCUUUAAAUUUCACUGCAUAACAACACAGCUAUGAACUAUAGUAAAAAAAAAAAUGAAUAAAAAUUAGUGGGGUCCAAAACAACAACUUUCAUUGCGGACAGUCACAAUUGAAAUAUAUUCCAAAAUAUCUCCUCAUACGUGCCAGUCAUACUAGACAGACGGUAUUUACCAGUUGAAUGCACAUGAACGCCACCAAGUUGUGGAAGUCUAAAUUUUCUAUAAGGGCGUGUUAGUGAGUAAACAUGUCAGAUGCAAUGCUUUUAUUUUGAUGGUACGUUUGUUGAAGUGAAUAAAUUUGACAGCUAAUGUGCAAUAAAACUAUAUAAGUUAGCCUACAGUACAUAUACAAAACAUACUAAUUGCCAUGGAAUAUAUGAUUGAAUCACUUUCAAACAUGAAACGAAAAAAAGCAUUCUUUGUUCAUCAUUUUGUAUAUAAAAAGUACAUUGUUGAAUUUUGUGUAUAGAACUUAAACUGACAUAAAUUAUUACACUUUUGACAUUCUAUUAACUAUAAUUAACUUUGUAACUACAUGUCUACUAACUCUCAAGACUGUUUAGGGGAGGUUUAAGGUUAUAAGUUGAGUUUACAUACUUGCAAAGUUUCAGAUUGAAUGUUGUAGACCCAUCAAAAUAAAGUGUGCAUAGUGUUAUAGAUGCGAAAAACUUUA